AUGUCUAACUACGGCAAGAAAACCGUCAUCACCAUUGCGGACGUGUCUAACUACACCAAGAAAACCGACCUCACCGAUGCGGAACAGGCAGAGAUCGAAGUGAUGAUGGAGGGCCCGUUCCAGGUCAUCCGGGCGGACCUCAAGCCUACCGCACCUCAGAAAGAAACAUUUUGGGCGGCCAUCUUUAAUGGAUGGUUCGCAGGCAUGUUCCCAUUCCCUCCCCGGCCCCCAGAACGCAUACUGGCCAAGUUCGCCACUGUCAUCGGCACCUGGGGCGAGGAUAUCGAUGAUAGCCCCCAGACACCGGCCGGGAAUGUGGAAGCAGGCUCAUCAUCAAGUAAACCAACUGGAAUGAAGAGAAAGGCAGAUGAGAUGUCGGGAUUUCCGCAGGUUGGAAGUGGACGGAAUGCACCAACCCAGCGACGUAAGGGUUCGGCGGCUCUGAUCCUACCAGCACGAGCCAAAUACCUUGGAUCCCUCACCUGGCUGGCAAGCGACUCGCUUGGAAAGAGUGCACCUCUCAAAUACAUCAAGUGGAGUAACGCGGAUGAAACUGAUCCCAACGACCGAGGCCACUUCACCACAGAGCAGCAGAUCAGCGGCAUGGCCAGGUACGACGAUAGCCAGAUCGCAUGGGUCAACGAGUGGAACAAUUCCCUGGCGUUGUACCUCAUCCGAUGCAGGAUCCAUACGAUGGAGUUCCCCGACGGUCCCACUGAUUUUGCCGUCUUCAGUACCGCCGACUACAAGUCAUUCGAACUCUUUGGUACAGAAUUCGACAAGUUGGCGGCAGCAAAGCGGGACGCCACCGUCAAUGCAAGCCUCGCACCCCAUUUCCGCCCUAUCUUCCCGACCUAUCUGGCACUGCAAUGA
This is a messenger RNA of Anthostomella pinea, 873 nucleotides long. NCBI's taxonomy places the organism in Eukaryota, Fungi, Ascomycota, Sordariomycetes, Xylariales, Xylariaceae. The record is from the annotation of a GenBank genome assembly.